Molecule: messenger RNA, 438 nt
Organism: Symbiodinium sp. CCMP2456
Lineage: Eukaryota; Dinophyceae; Suessiales; Symbiodiniaceae
Source: the annotation of a GenBank genome assembly
AUGGCGUGCUCAUUCCCGACCAACCAAGCCAUCGUCGUCGGCGGCGGCCUGGGAGGCAUGUCUGCCGCGAAUACCGUCGUGGAGCAUGGUGGCAGGGUAGUUUUGCUCGACAAGUCAUCCUUCUGUGGCGGUAACAGCACCAAGGCCACGUCGGGCAUCAACGGGGCAGGCACGAAGACGCAGAAAGCAAAGGGCAUCCCAGACAACGCCGACAUCUUCACCCAGGACACCCUGAAGGGUGGUGCCAAGAAGCCCGAGCUCGCGAAGCUCCUUUGCGACAACAGCGCUGCAGAUGUGGAUUGGUUGGUUGAGAAGUUCAACCUCGACCUGUCCCUGGUGGCACGCCUGGGCGGCCACUCGCAGCCGCGCACGCACCGAGGAAAGGAGCGCUUCCCGGGCAUGACCAUCACCUAUGCCCUGAUCCAGAUGCUGGAGAAG